Didymodactylos carnosus is the source of this 291-nucleotide messenger RNA. NCBI's taxonomy places the organism in Eukaryota, Metazoa, Rotifera, Eurotatoria, Philodinida, Philodinidae. The record is from the annotation of a GenBank genome assembly.
AUGAACUUUGAUAUUACCAACCAACAAUUAUUUGAGUUAUAUGCUCGUAUUACAUCGACUCCAAAGUCUACUUUUGAACCAUUACCAUUAACGUCAACUCCAAUAAAAAAGAGAAUAAAACCAAUUCGAUUAUCGUUCACAACAUCUCCGUGUCAUGUAUCCGGAAAAAUAUGGAAACAAAUUGAUUUAAAACAUUUUUUAUACUCUAAUCAGUCCGAAUGUGUUCUUAAUAAACAACAACGGCGACAAACAAAAUAUUAUUCAACAAAAAUGAAAUUAUGGAUCGUCUAA